Messenger RNA from Penicillium alfredii, 1896 nucleotides. Its product is annotated as NupC/NupG family nucleoside CNT transporter. Lineage: Eukaryota; Fungi; Ascomycota; Eurotiomycetes; Eurotiales; Aspergillaceae. Bases 1 to 1896 code for a protein of 631 amino acids. Gene Ontology annotation, cellular component: membrane. Gene Ontology annotation, biological process: nucleoside transmembrane transport. Gene Ontology annotation, molecular function: symporter activity; nucleoside transmembrane transporter activity. The record is from RefSeq and is a predicted model, not a curated record. The transcript is spliced from 3 exons.
AUGGCCGACAACCCGACUGAGUCCGUCGCUAACCCCCCCGAGGCGCACGGGCACGCCCAUCGCGAUCCCGCAUCACAGCCCGAGCACCAGCACCAGCAUACCCACCACCAUCAUACCCACUUUGCCGAGAAGGACCGCGACGAGGAUGUGGUGUAUGCGACGGGCACUGCAAUGGAGAAGGGAAUCGUGCCCCAGCCGACACCCCUCGAUCACAGCAAGAGCACGAGCGACAAGGAUGAAGAGUCCGGAGAGAACUAUCCGGCGCAAAGAAAAUGGCAUCGGCGCGUACUCAAACACUGGCGGCAUUUUGCCCAUGCGGGGGUGUGGCUGUUGUUCACCGGAUGGUGGAUUGCCGGCCUGAUUUUGCACCGGUAUGAUAUUGGAUGGCUGAUCCCCUUCCUGCUCUACCUGGCCAUCACGCUGCGCAUCAUCUUCUUCUACAUCCCUAUCACUAUCGUGACCAAGCCCAUGUACUUUGUCUGGGACCACACCGCACGAUCCUUCGUUCAUCUGAUCCCCCAGAAGCUCCGGACGCCCAGUGCCGCGUUGCUCUGUGUCGCCGUGAUUCUGGUCGGGUCGUUUGCGUCGCCCGAGUCGGCGGAUAAUACCCGCGCGAACCGCGCCGUCAGUCUGUUCGGCAUCGUGGUGUUCCUGUUCGGGCUGUGGCUCACCUCGCGCAACCGCAAGAAGAUCGUCUGGCACACGGUGAUCGUCGGCAUGCUGGUGCAGUUCAUCAUUGCGCUGUUUGUGCUUCGCACCAAGGCCGGAUACGACAUCUUCAAUUUCGUUUCGACGCUGGCGCGAGAACUGCUCGAGUUCGCAGGCGAUGGAGUGGUGUUCUUGACCAGCCAAGACUUUUAUGAUUUGCAGAAGCCGUUCAAUGCGGGCCAGUUCUUCCUGGUCAGCGUGGUGCCCGCCAUCAUGUUCUUCGUGUCGUUGGUACAGCUGCUCUACUACAGCAACAUCCUGCAGUGGUUCGUUGGCAAGUUCGCCGUGUUCUUCUUCUGGAGCAUGCGCGUGUCAGGCGCCGAGGCCGUCGUAGCCGCAGCCUCGCCGUUCAUCGGGCAGGGCGAGUCGGCCAUGUUGAUCCGCCCGUUCGUCGCGCACCUCACGCUGGCCGAGCUGCACCAGGUGAUGUGUUCCGGUUUUGCCACUAUCGCCGGCAGUGUGCUCAUCGCCUACAUCACCAUGGGCGUCAACCCGCAGGCUCUGGUCUCGUCGUGUGUGAUGAGUAUCCCUGCCUCGCUGGCCGUGUCGAAGCUGCGCUGGCCCGAGGAGGAAGAAACCCUGACGGCCGGCCGCGUGGUCAUGCCCGACAACGAGGAGCACCGCGCCUCCAACGCCCUGCACGCCUUUUCCAGCGGUGCCUGGCUCGGCCUCAAAAUCGCCGCCAUGAUCAGUGCCACCCUGCUCUGCAUCAUCUCGCUUGUCGGCCUGGCCAACGGCUUAUUGACCUGGUGGGGCCGGUACCUGAACAUCAACCACCCGCCCCUGACCCUGCAGCUCAUCCUGGGCUAUCUCUGCUACCCGAUUGCGUUCUUGCUUGGCGUGUCGCGCGACGGUGACCUGGUCAAGGUCGGCCAGCUGAUUGGCCUGAAGCUGAUCACUAACGAAUUCGUCGCCUACGACGCCCUCCAGCACGGACAAGCCUACGCCGACCUCUCCCCCCGCUCCCGCCUCAUCUCCACUUACGCCCUAUGCGGCUUCGCCAACAUCGGGUCCCUGGGUAACCAGAUCGGUGUGCUGGCACAGAUCUCGCCGGGCCGCAGUGGCGACGUCUCGCGGGUUGCCUUCAGUGCUAUGGUCACUGGCGCAAUCAGUACCUUUACCAGUGCGGCGAUUGCGGGCUUGCUGAUUACGGAUGAGAAGUCGUUUACCACGCCGACGACGUCGUGA